CAUGUUUUGUGAUUGGUAUUUCAAGAAAAUUUUAUUCAUUCAUGGUGCCUCUUAAAAAUUUUAAAUUUAUUUGUAAUGCAAAUUAAAACUGUAAAUAAUUUAUUACUGGUGCCUGUUUAAAUUUUCCUGCCUGUCAUACGUGGGUGGUGUUUAGGCCUCUGGAGGUGAAGUUGGCUUCCUUUGUCUUAUCAACUCGGGUGAAGCUGGACUAUCUCUCUCCUAACUAGUGCACAAAGGCACCGGAGCCUCUCUUCCUAAACUUUGUCUCAGACGAUGGAUGUGGCGGAGUACCGUUUAGAUGGAAAUGCUGAUGCAGUUGAAUUCUGCCCAUAUGAUUCAUUUCAUGACAUAUUGGCUGCUGCAACAUACACAUUGCAAGAGGGUGAUGAACCAUGUCGAAUUGGGGGAAUAUCAGUUUUCUCUGUCAUGCAAGGAUCAGGACUCAAACUGCUUCAACACAUUGAAACAACUGGUAUAUUUGAUAUAAAAUGGAAUCCUUGUCUAGGACAUAAACUACUUGCCGAAGCGAACUCUGGUGGCUUUCUGAGGCUUCAUGAACUGAACUGCAACCAUGGCACAGCUGAAGACACAGGUGAGGUUCUGAAGGAGGUUGUUAAGGAGGAUGUUAGUUCUUCAAUGUGUUUAUGCCUGGAUUGGAACUUGUCGUCUUCAUCCAUAGCAGUUGGACUUUCUGAUGGUUCAGUUUCCAUUGUCACCAUUUCAGAAGCCCAGCUUGAAAUAACACAACAUUGGCAAGCUCAUGAUUUUGAAGUUUGGGCUUCUGCCUUUGAUGUGCACCACCACCAAUUGUUGUAUACUGGUGCCGAUGAUUGCAAAUUCAGUUGCUGGGACUUACGAGAGUGUACAUCAGCAAUGAUAUUUCAGAACAGCAAGGCGCACAAGAUGGGAGUGUGCUGCAUACAAAAGAAUCCCAUGAAUACUAAUUUACUGCUUACUGGAAGCUAUGAUGAAUCACUUAGGUUAUGGGACAUGCGGGCAACUUCUAGGCCAAUAUUGGAACAACAAAUUUCAUUGGGGGGUGGAGUUUGGAAAUUUAAGCAUCAUCCUAGCAUACCUGGGCUAGUGCUGGCAGCUUGCAUGCACAAUGGAUUUGCCAUUGUUAGGAUAAAGGAAGAUGGCAUGGAACUGCUAGAGAAUUACCAGAAACAUGAGUCAUUAGCGUAUGGCGCAGACUGGCAUCACGGGAAAGUUCAAUUGAAAGGUGAGACUGGUGCAGGUUCUCUGGUGGCUACUUGUUCAUUCUAUGAUCGUCAACUCCGUUUGUGGCUGCCAAAUGUUUUGUGAGCUAAUUUACUAGAGAAACAAAUGCCGUUUUCAUUUUCUUGGAUCAUUCCAUUGCUGCUUGAGGUUUGACAGCGUUACUUCAAAGGCGAUGUGUUUUAGCUCUUCCCAAACUUACCGACAUACAGCCCGCCUCCUGCAGCUAGGAUUUGUAGCAUGAAGAUGGUCUUUGACUGGUGUUUCCGAUUAGCCAUCCAAUUUAGAGAUAAUUGUCAGACGAUUGGUUUUAAUUUAUUCCUGGUUGCUCCUGUCCAAUAUGUUUCCUGCAAUGCUGGAUAUUGUAUAUUCCUCUAUAAUUCGGCUUUAUUGCGUUAGAGAGAUUCCUUUGUUGAAUAGCUGUUGUAAACAUGAACAGACAAGGUUUAGUGCAGACACGCUGUGUGAUUGACCUAAAAUUUCUUGAAUGCUUUUAUGGACGUUUUGGCCUU
Molecule: messenger RNA, 1730 nt
Organism: Nymphaea colorata (pocket water lily)
Lineage: Eukaryota; Viridiplantae; Streptophyta; Magnoliopsida; Nymphaeales; Nymphaeaceae
Exons: 3
Coding region: 274-1305 (343 amino acids)
Molecular function (GO): protein binding
Source: RefSeq, a predicted model, not a curated record